GUGUCCUGAGACAAGGUGGAACAUUUUUGUAAGUUAAUUGGACUUGAAUGUGCAUGUUGCUGUUAUUACUGAUUUCAAUUCUGCUUCAUAGAACUGAGAUUUUAUCUGACAGCUUAUUUUAAGUAACCGAAAAUACCCACAAACAGUAAUAAAAUUAACAUAAUAAACAAUGCCCUAUUAGAAAAAAAAUGGUGAAAAAUUAAUUCCUAACCAAUAAAUGUCGAUUGGCGAGAAAGUCAUAGGAUUGGUCACACUAAAGGCUUGGGUCUUCUCAGUGCAUUUUUGUCUGCUUCUGAAAUUCAUCCCAUAAUAUCUCAGUUAUUUUUGUUUAGCCAAUUUUGCACCACGAACUGGGAAUUAAUUUCUAGUAAACAUGCUUAGCUCCUCCAUUUUUAUUUUAAUCUUAUGCCUCAUUUGAAUUAUUAAUCGACAGGUUUUCCUGUCAGUUUAUUAUAAAUGCAUGAGUGUACGUGAGAUUUGAAAUGUACAAUUUGUUGUCACUGUGAUCUCAGUAAAAUUAUGUGAAAACAUCAGUGUAAAAAAUUGGGUGGAGGAGAAGGAUUUACUGUCUUCUUCUUGCAUAUGGAGUGCACAGCCUAAAGUUGUAGCACUACUUGUUCUAUUUGAUCUUAUUUGAUUGUGCACGCCGGGUUGAUUGCAUUCAUCGAACCAGGGCAGACCACGUGAAGGUUGCAAUCUUCCACCCCAGGAUUUACUGUGAGCUUUUGACAUGAAGAAAGAUUUAGAGACAUUAAUUGCAGAAGAACGGGCUGAAAUAAUUUCUAAUUAUAAUAAGGGCAGACAAGAUGGAGCAUCUAUUGAUUCAGAAGACUACAAUUUAUAUAAAGCUAUAGACAGAUUUGGCUUUCUGCAUGAAUAUGAACUGCCCAUGCCAACUGCACUGGAGGUAAAGCAAAAACAUUUGGAAAUUGAGAGAGUACGCAAAUGGGUAAAAAUGAUUAAGAAGUGGGAGAAAUACAGAAACAGUGACAAGAUGGUCCGGAGAGUUUACAAAGGAAUCCCACUGCAGCUUCGUGGUCAGAUUUGGUCAUUGCUGUUAGAUUUGGAAAAGUUGAAAUCUGAGAAUGAAGGGAAAUAUGAGAGAAUGAAAUUACAAGCACAAAGGUUUUCAUCAGAAAUCAAACAAAUAGACCUUGAUGUGAAUCGCACUUUUAGAAACCAUAUUAUGUUUCGGGAUCGAUAUGGAGUGAAACAGCAAGCUUUAUUUCAUGUACUCACUGCCUAUUCUGUAUACAACACGGAGGUGAGCUACUGUCAAGGAAUGAGUCAGAUUGCAGCCAUUCUGCUGAUGUAUUUGAAUGAAGAAGAUGCAUUCUGGGCUCUUUCUCAACUACUGACUGAUCAGAAGCAUGCAAUGCAUGGAUUUUUUAUUCCUGGAUUUCCAAAGCUCCAAAGAUUUCAGGGACACCAUGAUCAGAUUUUAAGCAAACUUAUGCCAAAGCUCAAAAAACAUUUGGACAAAGAGCAGAUGUCUACAGGAAUAUACACCACCAAGUGGUUCCUGCAGUGUUUUAUAGAAAGAACACCAUUUACACUCACGCUGCGGUUAUGGGAUAUUUACAUUCUGGAGGGAGAGAAAGUGCUUGCUGCUAUGGCAUACACCAUCAUGAAACUGCACAAAAAGCACCUUGUGAAGAUGUCAUUAGAAGAUCUCCGAGAAUUCCUUCAGGAAAUUAUGUCUAAAAACUUUCAUUAUGAAGAUGACGUUGUUAUUGAUCAACUGGAAAAGUCAAUAACUGAGCUUAGAAAACUAAAACUUGAACUUCCUCCACCAGCAAAACCUGAUGAGUUUCCCAGCAAACCAUUAGGACAGGAAAUAUCAGUCACUUUAGCACCAGAGAAGACCAACAUUGUGGCCAAUGGCAAGAAUGAAAAAGUUAAUUCUCCACAAAAUGUCUUUGAAUGUGACGAUGAGGAAAACAGAAAAUCACAAGAUAAAAAUGACAUCCAGCCUUCUCUCCCUGAGCCUGAGGUUCCUUCUCCAGAAAUAUAUCAAACUACCAUGGAGGAAAACCUUACUCAUUUGGAACUUUGCGAAGCUAAAGCUCCAGAUCAUGACAGUUCCGAAACUCCCUUCGAAGACCAAAUCGAUUUACCAGAAGAAGGUGAACCACAGUGUUCAGAAAAGUGUCUAUCAUGCAGCCCAGAAAAAGUUACAGAACAUUCUCCAAAGAAGGAAGACAUCUUACCUGCUCAAAAUAGUGAGACAUGUAGUGUAGGAAAUCAAGCAAUCCCAGAUUUAGAAGUGAACCUUGUACUUCCAGAAAAAGAAACCACCAAUUCUCCAGAAGAUAACAUGAUAAAUUGCCAAGACGUGAACAAAGCUGAAUCUACUGGGACUAUUGAAAUACCUGUAACCCAACUUUUGCAAGAACAAUCUCCAUGCUUGUCAGAACUCAAAAACAUCGCUACAGAGUCCCCACAAAGAUUGGAAGGACUUGUUGCAGAGCCAGUGAACGAGCAGUCACUAGAAAAAUUGUGCAGUAGCAUUGAGGCUUCUCCACAAAGAAAUAACAAACUCACAGAAAUGGAAAAUAAUGACAAUAUUUCACCACUUUUAACAGAGCCUCCACCAACUGACCCAUUUUCUGGAGAAAAGCAUUUGUUGCCUCCAAAUUCACAACAAACCUAUUCUGGUCUGAAUGUUCCUCAUCAAUUGGAAGUACGUACCCUUAUUGAUCAACCACAAUCUUUGGUGACAAUGAAACUUUCAUCUCCAGAAGAAGAGGAACUGGUCUUUGUUGAUUUAACACAUGAAACUUCAAUUGAUUUGAGCAGCACAAAAAUAAAAGAUAUGGUUGAGUUACAAAGUGGAAGAAAGGUUUCAAAUAUUUCACCGCAUGACAAUUCGGGUGUUUCUCAGUAUGAAUAUCAGUAUGAUCCAAUUAUUUCGGAAUCGAUCAUUCAAUGCAAUGAAAUGUUUGUACUUUCUGAGAAGGAACCAGGAGUACCGGAAUUAGUGGACAAUACUGUCUGUGCAGCUAAUCCAUCUUUGGCGUUAGAUUUGUCAAAUAAGCCACAACUUUUUGAACAAACCUCAACAUUUUAUCAAGGGUCUUGGGACACUUAUAGUCCUGAAAAUGAUGUUGUCUCUUCUGCUCACCAGAGCCCUUCCAAAUAUUCAUCAAAUAUGCACAAAGAGGACCCUAUAAGAAAUCAAAGUUUACGGAGUCCUGAGCAUCUGAAAGCUACCACACAGAUCUCACCUGUCAGACAGUGUUUAAAUAGCUCUUGUAAAGUAGUUAAAUCGAUUACUCCAGUUCAUCUUGCACAUGCAGCUGAGCAGAAUCUCCUGAACUUCAGGCACAUGGCAUUGCCUCCACAGGAUGACUUGCAGUUGGUUGCAAUCUGUGACGAAGAAGGGGCUUAUUCAGUAAAGGAGAUUGACAUACCUGAAGUGAUUAUUCCAGGUAGCAAUGUGAACUUCAAUGAACCUGUAAAUUUGAUAAAGAUACCAUCUUAUCAUUCCCCUACUUAUACAAGUGUACAACCAGAAAACGUCAUGGCUAAAGAUACAAAUUUAGACUCGGAGAAAUAUUUGGCAGCAUCUCCGGAAUACCACGAUUACGAACUGUUACAUCAUGACAGCGGUCAUUCCAUUUUACCAUAAUGCACUUCACACAAUUUCAUCAACCACAGUCAUCAAAUGUUAAUGUACAACAAUAAUUUUAUAAGGAAAGAGAAUCAUACAUUUUCCAACAAUUUAAGUAGUUUAAUUAUGCAUAAUGGAGACCUGUGUAGCUAUUGUUACAAAAGUUGUUACAACAAAUCUAUGCAAAUUGUCUCAUUUCAUAAACUUACAUAUCUUAAGGUUCUUCAUUCUGCAUAUUACACAUAAAAGAUGAAUGCAGUCAAAAACUGUUGAAAGUUUAAUGAAAUGUUUAUGAUUGUUUUGGUCUGUAGCACUGCAGGUCACAUUGCUUUUUUUUUUAAACCCAGAGCAUGAUCAUCAUCAAAUACAAUGUAAUUUAUAAAGGGAGUGAGCAGGCUCACAAAAUGACAAAUACUGUAGCACACUUUUACACAAGUUGACUUUGACAGUGGUUUCCCAGGUGGACUGUUAUUUUACCACAAGAUUAGUGGCAGCCAAUGCUAAUUGGAUUUUCCAUGCAACUUUUCUGCCUUGUUUGGUUUUGAUAUAUACAUAAAUAUAGGAAUUGCAAUUAAACAAUAAUUGUUCCGUUAGAAAUAAUAACGUUGCACACAUUCUUUGUAGUUUUGGAAUAUUCCUUGUACAAAAUGUACUUAAGAGGAAGAAUAACAUAAUUUUCAUGUUACAGCAAUGGUUGUAAAUAAAUACAGGGAGUUUCUGACAUGAUCAUUUUUAGUCUCCUGUAACUACAGUUUUUAAGGAUAUGAAAAAAUAAUUUAAUCAUUUGUGUUGUGACGUUCAAGGACCGAAAAUGUAGUUGUUGAUGUUUACUAUAAAUUUUAGAAAGAAGCUUUGGCAAAAUAGUGCUGAAACUAAGCCUGCAAUCACUUUUUUUGUGAGGGAAAAAUAUUUGAAGCCAUUCCCUGGCAUUUGCCUGCAACAGUGUUCAAUAUAACUUUUUGGUUAGAAUUGAGAAACUAUUGUAUUAUGUCAUCUACUCAGGAAUAUAGUAUUCUUGCUUUGUGACCACCUGCAAGUAGGAAUUAUUUGCAGCAAGCAAAUUAGAAUAUGUAAUGUUACUCAGCACAUAAAAUGCUAAUUGCGUAAUAUGUGUUCUUGUGGAAGAAAUGAUAACCCUGAGAAACGAAGGGAAAUAUUUAACUGAUGUAUGAUGUACAUGGUAUUUUUUGUAAAGUCUGUUCUUAAUUUUGCACUUUCUGUUGUGGAUGGCAAGUCACCAUUUUUUUUAAGUUCUAGAGUUUCAUCUAUCCAUGUUCUCCGAAGAUGCUGCCUGACCCGCUGAGUUACUCCAGCACAUUGUGUCUUUUUUUGUAAACUGGCAUCUGCAGUUCCUUGUAUCUACAGUUUCAAUGAUGGAUUGAUAAUACAACAAUAAUAUUGUUUGACUUGUUGAACAAUUGUAAAUGUACUUUUGCAAGGUUUUACAUUGGCCCUGUUUUCUGUUCUUUCAUGAGAAAAGAUAUGGAUUACUUGUAAUAGUGUGGAAACAUCACUUUGUGUCAUGCUUUACAUUGUUUCUAAGCACCAACAAUAUUGUAAACAAAGCUUUAAGAACA
This is a messenger RNA of Leucoraja erinaceus (little skate), 5190 nucleotides long. RefSeq lists its product as uncharacterized. The transcript has 14 exons. Lineage: Eukaryota; Metazoa; Chordata; Chondrichthyes; Rajiformes; Rajidae. The record is from RefSeq and is a predicted model, not a curated record. Bases 731 to 3631 code for a protein of 966 amino acids.